This is a messenger RNA of Fusarium keratoplasticum, 1278 nucleotides long. RefSeq lists its product as uncharacterized. The record is from RefSeq and is a predicted model, not a curated record. The transcript has 2 exons. The coding region runs from base 1 to 1278 and encodes 425 amino acids. NCBI's taxonomy places the organism in Eukaryota, Fungi, Ascomycota, Sordariomycetes, Hypocreales, Nectriaceae.
AUGCCAUCAUUGUCGAAAGGAGUGGGCGCAUUUCGGGCACAUCUGCCCAACUUGAGUAUCGACAGGUUCACUUCAAUGAAGAAGCAGAAUUCUUACGAGUAUGCUAGAGCGUUUAAAGAGAAUGGCAAUCCGCCGUGGCUCCAUGGCCUGUACCUGCAUUGGCAAAAGCUUCUUUCUGAACCGUUCAAAGGUGUUACUAGUGAUGGCAAGGUCAUACCUGAUCUCUUUGGGAUUGAGGACCAAGGUAUCCCCAUCGAGGACAUCGUCAAGGCAGCCAAGCUUGCCCUGGCCAAAAUGAGUCCCCAGCAAAAAGAUCGCUCAAUCUAUCACAUCGACUCUCCAGAAUGGCGUACAUGGUCUAACCCGGAGAUUCUGUUGAGUGAUAAAGGUGUUAGGCUCGAUGAGGUUACUGAGGAACUCCGGACGGCAAUCUUGCAAGUUCUCAACAUCUCUCUCUCUCCGGAAGGCUACCAGAAAGCAAUCUCAGCCAUGCGUAUCAAUGGCUUUCUUGGUGAGCUGGUUGAAGCACCUGCCGUCAUGAACGAAUUCUCUUACAACUUUGCCCUCUUCGGGGUUGAGCCAUCUAUCACGGAGCCGUGGGGCUUCUCGUUUUACGGGCAUCACUUAUGUCUGAAUGCGUUCUUCUAUAAGAGGCAAAUGAUUCUCUCUCCGUGGUUCACCGGCGCCGAACCGAAUCUUAUCGAUCAUGGCAAAUAUCGCGGAACCCGAAUCUUGGAACGAGAGGAGAGUCUUGGCCUCCAGCUCAUGCAGAGCUUGCUCCCGGAGAUGCAAUCUCGUGCUCAGGUCUAUCAACAGAUGAAAGAUCCUGCAAUGCCGCAUGGACGUUGGAACCACGAUGACCAGAGGCAUCUUUGCGGAGCUUACCGCGACAAUCGUGUUGUACCCUACGAAGGUGUUUUAGUCUCGGAGCUUUCAGCAGAACAGCAAGAAGCCGUCACUGAGAUCCUCCGCGAGUACCUCCUAUACCUGCCUGAGAAGGCUCGCAACCUUCGCCUCACUGAGUGCAAACACUGGUUUCAUGAGAGCUAUUUCUGCUGGAUCGGUGGAUUUGAGGAUACCGACUCUUUUUACUAUCGUAUCCAGAGCCCUGUCGUGAUUAUCGAAUUUGACCAUCACUCAGGAGUGUUUUUGACAAACAAGGAGCCGGCUAAAUUUCACAUCCACACUCUCCUUAGGACCCCUAAUGCUGGGGACUAUGGUAUGGCGCUGAGGAAGCACAUGCCCGGCAUGACACAGGACUUCCUUUGGGAAGGGUAG